UAACAUAUAUACACAUAUUUGAUCAAUAAUAGUGUUGAAACUGAUAAUAAACACAUUUGAUCUGUAGUGUUGAAACUGAUAAUAAAAGAUAUGGAAGAAUCAGAAGGAGGAGUGACGAUGAUGGGGAAGGCGGAAAUCGAUACGAGUGCUCCGUUUCGUUCAGUGAAAGAAGCCGUCAUGUUGUUCGGAGAAAGAGUUCUUGCUGAAGAACUUUACUCUGCUAAUAAGCUUAAACAGAAACAGAAUGGAGUGAGUCAUGAAAACGAAAGUGACGACUUGUUUAAUGAUGAGCUAAUUGAGACAAAGCAAAGACUAGAAAGGGCAAGAGAAGAAAGAUUGGUAAUGGCUACUUGUCUCUCUUCUUUAGAAGAAGAACUUGAACGCACAAGAAAUGAGCUUGAUAAGCUAAAAUUUGAGCAACAAAAAGUUAUGGUAUCAGAAAUCGAAGACCUUAAAUAUAUCGAGAAGUCACAAAUUAUGGCACAUGAUCAAAAUAAUAUUGAGUUUCACAAAAAAAGAUAUGUUACAUUUACAAAUUCUCCACAAGGUGAUGAUCAUGUUCCUUCACUCAAGAAGAAGAAGAAGAAAAAAAUUCCGCUAAUUAUUCCAUUGAUUGGGGGAAUUUUUUCUAGAAAGAGAGGUAGUAAUUCUGAUAAUAAUAUUCAAUCUGCUUGAGUUUAAAACAAACAAAAUAUACUAGUCGAUUUCUUCCUAUCGCUUAAAAGAUCUCAAGGCUUUCGUGAACUCGAUGCGCAAGGAGACAUCAUCCAUCAUCUUACCGAAAUUGGUUUCGACAUCAUAAGAAGUAAUUAAUACAUGCAAUUUUCUAUACAUAGCUUAUAAUUUUCCAAUGAUUUUGCUUGAAAUCAAGGUGUGAAGAAAGGUUGGUUAACAUGCAUAUUUGAUUUCUUGUGUAAAAUUUUCAAUAAUGAUAUAUUAUUACUUGAAUGAUAUGUAAUUCCUUUUGUUU
This is a messenger RNA of Solanum dulcamara, 970 nucleotides long. Its product is annotated as WEB family protein At1g75720. The transcript has 2 exons. Bases 91 to 675 code for a protein of 194 amino acids. NCBI's taxonomy places the organism in Eukaryota, Viridiplantae, Streptophyta, Magnoliopsida, Solanales, Solanaceae. The record is from RefSeq and is a predicted model, not a curated record.